AUGCUUCAGGAAAUCAGCAGUCCCUUUGAGACCGAUCGAUUCAACGUUUUGAAAUCCAUUUGUGAGCAUCAUUUUGAAGAUGAUGAUGAUAGUGUCAGCGCAACAUUUUAUGCACCAACUCCUGCAAACGCGUACUCAAGGAGUUCAAGCUUCAGCAAUAUCUUACUGAUAGAGAGUUGGAGCGAACUGCCCCUAAAAGUUGACGACUCGGCGGACAUGUUGGUGUACGACGCUAUGUGCGACGGGCUCAAUUCUGGGUGGACAAUGCCCUCGGUGUCGAAUCAAGAACAUGAUUUUGAAGUGACGACCAUUGAUUAUGACAGCAUUGGUCUGGCAAUAGAGAAGAAAUUGGAGAUGGUGGAACAGGAGGUACAAGCGCUGGUCGAGAAGAAACAUUACAAAGGAGUAAGGAGGCGACCGUGGGGAAAAUACGCGGCGGAAAUAUGGGACCCCAAGAAGAACGGGACAAGGAUUUGGCUCGGGACUUACGACACACCCGAGGACGCGGCAUUGGCCUAUAACCGGACAGCUUCUAAGAUGAGGGGGUCCAAGGCCAAGGUCAACUUCCCUCACCUUGUCGGUGAGGCCGAGUACGAGCUUGUCAGGGUCAGCCGCAAGCGUUUGUCUGCUGAGCCUAGCUCGCCAUCCACGUCCAGCGAUGACGGUUUGGCGACGAGGACGAAGAGGAGAAAGAGGGAGGUGAAUGUGGGUGCUGAGGUGGAUUUUGGAACUCCACUCCCCUUUCCCAUAUUGGAUAUUGGUUUUUGGAGUGGGGAUGAACAAUUUGUACUUUGAUUAUGCAAACUGGAAAGACAUUGUUUUGAUCAAUGAGAAGUUAA
Messenger RNA from Syzygium oleosum, 839 nucleotides. Its product is annotated as ethylene-responsive transcription factor 13-like. NCBI's taxonomy places the organism in Eukaryota, Viridiplantae, Streptophyta, Magnoliopsida, Myrtales, Myrtaceae. The transcript has 2 exons. The record is from RefSeq and is a predicted model, not a curated record. Gene Ontology annotation, molecular function: DNA-binding transcription factor activity; DNA binding. Gene Ontology annotation, biological process: ethylene-activated signaling pathway; regulation of DNA-templated transcription. The coding region runs from base 1 to 795 and encodes 264 amino acids.